AAGCCCACAGUAAAGAUGACGCCGCCGAGACCGGAACUGAGCCGAGACCACACUAAAGAUGGCGGCCCCGGCCCGGAAGUUCGCCCCGAGGCCACACUCAAGAUGGCGCCGCCAGGACGGCAACUUAGCCGAGGCCACACUAAAGAUGGCGCCGCGCCGCCCGUUCUUCCCGUUCCGCUCCGCUCCCGCUCCCGCUCCCGCCCCCGCCCCCGCCUCCGCCCCGCUCGGUCCCGCCGUGCCCUGGAGAUGCUGUCGGGGCUGCGCCGCCGCCUUCCCCCCUCCGGAAGCGACCCACGGCGGCAGAUCCGACGGAGAUCGUCCUUGGGGGUGACGAAGCUUAUGGAAAAAAAGACCAAAGGCCUGGAGGCUCCCUCUUUCCCUUCGGUCGCCGUGGGUGUGCCGGACGCCUCUGGCAGGACUAACCCUGUGGCUUUUCUGUCCAACGUGCUGUGUGCCUGCAGAAUUGCCACGAGAGGAAAUACCUCAGAGGGGCUUCCCUCCAGAUAAGCCCUGAAUAUGCCAGGAGGUCUCAGCCGGGAGAAAGGAGCUGUGGAAGAAAACCAGCCUAAAAAUAGCCAGUGGGGAUCAUCAGGUUUUCCAGCCAAGAAAAACAAGGAGGGAGAUGAGGGAAUCGGGUUCCAAUUCCUAAUGAUUUGGUG
Molecule: messenger RNA, 659 nt
Organism: Chiroxiphia lanceolata (lance-tailed manakin)
Lineage: Eukaryota; Metazoa; Chordata; Aves; Passeriformes; Pipridae
Exons: 5
Coding region: 16-507 (163 amino acids)
Source: RefSeq, a predicted model, not a curated record